This is a messenger RNA of Closterium sp. NIES-67, 1544 nucleotides long. The record is from the annotation of a GenBank genome assembly. NCBI's taxonomy places the organism in Eukaryota, Viridiplantae, Streptophyta, Zygnematophyceae, Desmidiales, Closteriaceae.
UUUUGUUUAUCGCAACCCUCGUCUCGUCUACCUGCGAGCUCCUGGCUUAUCGUUCAUCCGAGCUCUUGUCGUUCCCUUGUCCUUGAGGGCAGCGACGGCAACAUGGCGUCCUACCGCCCUGAUGAUGCUAGGGGCGAAUUGAUGCGCGUUCGCCGUGACAUCGCCAAUGUUGAGAACCAACUUACUGUAGUCUGUAGGGAAGUAGAGUCUGCAGCUGAGCUCGGUGAUAAGGAGCGAGUUAGCGAUUGCCGUCACAUUCGGAACUGCUUGUGGAAGGAGAAAGAGCAGUUGCGAAUUCAAGAGACUAUUUUUCUCAGGAUCUUGUUUUCGGACUCUCCUCUCACUGGUGGCUCUACUCUCACGAUUACAUCAGGAAUUCCUCCUGUUGGAGCUCACCAGCAGCAGUUGCAGACCGACUCAAGGAAUCAGCAGCCGUAUCAGCAGCACCAACAACCCCCUCAGCAGCAACAUCUUCAGCAGCAGCAACAUCAUUUGUCACAACUAGGAUGUCAGCCUCUCACAGCAUGUGGAACCCCGGCCGAUUAUCUGCAGCCUCAGCAGAUGGCGUCUGCUGCUUCGCUUAUGCCGCCGUCUCUUGUGCCUGCAUCUCCAGCGCUGAAGCCAUCUCAACCACCAGGGCAAGGAAAAAGAAACCGCAGGAUGCUUUCCCCGCCUCCUGGUGGACCAGGAGGUCCAGGAGGCCAGCUUUUGCUCGGUGCUGGGAGCACUCCUGGUGGAUUUGAAGCGGACCUUGUUAACCCUGAAGGAUAUGAAGUGAAUCGCAGCUCCGAGAGCAAGGUCAUUGAUGUUUGGACGGAAUGGAAGGAUGGCAUUAACGGUGGCCCGUCUAUUGAAAAGCUUGAAGAAGCACGGAAGCGCGAUCGCAAAUGCGUUUGGUGGAGGCAUAAGAACGACUACAAGUAUUGGAGCAAGCAGAUGCGCAUUAUUCACGCUAUUGAGAAGAAGGCUGCCGAGCUCGGUGGAAGCCUGGACGCUGCGAUUCGUUACUGGGAAGAAAUCUUGCGUGUGGAGUUUGAAGGCAGCAUUUCCAAGCUGCGAGAAGCCCUUGGCGGUGAGAAGGCGGUUCCUGGUGGUGCCGAUGGCCGUGAGCCUGGUUCGGGCAUUACUGAGAUGAGCAGCUUCAAAAGGCAUCGGAAGGAGCUGCUUCAGAAGGCAGUUGAGAGGAUGAAACACUGGCCUGAGCAGCAGCAGCUGCUUAUGAAUCAGCAGCAGCAGCAGCAGCAGCAGCAGGAUCAGCAGCAAGUUCAGCAGGUUCAGCAGCAGCAGCAGCAGCAGAUGCUGGAUCAGCAACAACAGCAGCACCAAAUGAUGGCUGAGGAGGCCGUCCAAGAGGGAGUGCAGGAGCAGCCCUUGGCAAUGCAGCAGCCACAUCCACAGGCUAUCACUCAAAUGUCUUGAAUUUGCUUUUGCAUCUGUUUUCUAUAUCUGAUUUUGGCUAGCAUCUUGCUGGUCACCAGCUCUAUUUCACCUUUCCUGUUUUUUUUUUUGUGGACCAUUGAACCUUGUAUUUUGCGUUUGCGAUA